Messenger RNA from Amphibalanus amphitrite, 4413 nucleotides. Its product is annotated as apoptosis-resistant E3 ubiquitin protein ligase 1-like. Gene Ontology annotation, molecular function: ubiquitin-protein transferase activity. The record is from RefSeq and is a predicted model, not a curated record. Gene Ontology annotation, biological process: protein polyubiquitination; proteasome-mediated ubiquitin-dependent protein catabolic process; negative regulation of apoptotic process. The coding region runs from base 12 to 2864 and encodes 950 amino acids. NCBI's taxonomy places the organism in Eukaryota, Metazoa, Arthropoda, Thecostraca, Balanomorpha, Balanidae. The transcript is spliced from 14 exons.
GUUUGUUUUGGAUGGGGUGUCUCGGAAGCGGAGGUUUGGAAGUGAUGAAGGCAUGGCUGGUAAUAAUUAUCGUUAGCAUAGUCACUUGGUGGAAUAAAAAGCCACGAUGGAGCUGGGAUGAGUCCAAAUGGCUCUCAGAGCAUGGCCUUGGGAGAUACGAGGAGCUGCUGAGACAGCAUGGCGUGAGUGGUCUGCUGGAUUUCGCCGACGAGCGGCGGCUGAAGUCCAUCCCGAGCGAGCACCGCGGUCCGCUGCUGGAGGCCUCGCGCCAGCUGUUUGACCAGCUGGUGCUGAACUUCUGGCUAGUGCGCCAGCGCCAGGACGACCAGGCCGACUGGCUGCGGUCCCACGGAGUGACCUCGCUCGACCAGCUGUCCUCUGGGGCGGAGGUGGCCGACCAGCUCCUGGCGGGCCUGGCGGAGGCCGCUGCCCGGCUGCCCUCCGGACAGGCCGAGAUGGCCGAACUCAAGCAGCAACUGCUGCAGGAGAUGCGGACCUCGCGGCAUGUCGUUACCCCCACCGGACCACGGCCGCUCACCUGGUGGCGUAACCUGCUGAGCGGCCUGGUGGCCCUGUCGACCAUUCUCCUCUCUGACCUCGUGUACCGCUGGUGGCGGGACGGCGCCGACGGCCGCGCCAUCACCGAGCCGCUGCGGCACACACUGACCGCCCUGCUGCAGCUCACACUGCGCUGCCACGUGCGCCUGCUCUGGGAGGACCGGCGCAGGGUCGGCGGCGUCGUCUCCCUGGAGAUCAAGGUGGAGCGGGUGGACGGCCGGCCGUACGACCUCCGCUCGGACCCGGCCGCGCUGCGUGUCCAGGUUCACGUGCGCGGCGCGCCGGUGGCCUGUGCGCUGGAAUGGCGCGCUGCCGACGAGGUGCGGUGCUCGUUUCCCGCCCGCGCCGCCGGUACCUACUGGAUCUCUGUGAUGUUGGCCGGACGACACGUGGCCGGCAGCCCGUACCGGAGACACUUUCUGGCGGAGCGCCCGGACGCGGACCGGUCGCUGCUGCUGAGCCACAGCAGCACAGCCGUCAUGACGCAGGGCCAGCCGCACAGCAUGUCGGUGGAGCUGCGGGACGCCUUCAACAAUCCCUGCGAGCCCGACGACUGGGAGCAGCUGCGGCCGCUGCUCACCGUGUCUGUCGAGGAGCUGGACACGGGCCUGCCGGUGGUGGCCUACGAGCACCUGGAGCCGGAGCUGGGCGGCCGACGCGUCGGUCUGCGACUCGUCCUCUCGCGACAGGGCUGCUUCAAAGGCACCGUCGCCUGGGACGGACGGCCCGUGCGCGGCGGCUGCUUCCAUGUGGUGGUACUCAGCGCCUACCAUAUGACCUCCAUCAAGAAGAACGUCUCGACGCGCAGCGUGUCGUUCUCCGCGCGGCUGACGUCCGUCGACGGCGUGCCGCUCAACAAGCCCAAGGACGUCUGGUGCUACGUGUCGCCCAAACAGCUCACCAUCCGCGAGACGGUGUUCUUCUUCAUCCCGCGCAAGCUGUACACGUUCCGGCUGUGUCCGAGCACCCGACUGACGCCCACAAACGAGCGGAACACCGCCUGCCUGCCGUCGGUGACGGUCUCGGACGGCUGUCAGCCCGUGGUGGAGCUGACGCUCUCACAGCGGGACCAGCUGGCCGCCACAUUCACCCUGUUCCUGUUGAGAAAUGUCGGCGGUAGUGAGACGUUCUCGGACCGGCGGCGGUUCUUUUACCGCGAGCUGGAGCUGACGGCGGCCGGCCGCUCGCGACGCCCGCUGGCGCUGCACGUGCGCCGUGCCGCGCUGCUGGAGAGCUCGUUGGACGCCCUGCGCGGCGCCUCGACCGGCGACUGGACGCGGCCGUUCGAGGUGCGCUUCGACUCUGAGGAGGCGCUCGACUACGGCGGUGUGCGCCGCGAGUGGUUUGAGCUGGUGUGUGAGGCGCUGUUCGAGCGGCGCGGCGGCCUGUUCGCGCCGCUGGCCGACUCGGGGGAGGGCAGCCAGGCGCUGGUACACCCGCGACCCGCCGCCCGCCGGCCGCAGCACGUCAGACUGCGCCACUUCGAGUUCGCCGGCCGCGUGGCGGGCAAGUGCCUGCUGGAGUCGGCGCAGGGCGGCGCGUCGCGGCAGCUGGUGCGCGCCAGCUUCACCCGCUCGUUCCUGGCGCAGCUGAUCGGCCUGCGCGUCUCAUAUAAGCAUUUCGAGCAGGACGACCCGGAGUUGUACCGGACGAAGGUGACGCUGAUCGAGACGUGUCCGGCCGACGAGCUGGCUGAACUGGAGCUCACCUUCACUGACGAGGAGUUCGGGGAGCGCGGCCAGCUGCUGCAGACCGUGGAGCUGCGCAGUGGCGGCGCGCGCACUCCGGUCACCGCCGAGAACCGGCUCGAGUACCUGCAGUGUCUGGCCCAGUACCGGCUGGCCAACCGCUGCAAGCCGGAGGUGGACGCCUUCCUGCGCGGCCUCAACGACCUGGUGCCCGACAACCUGCUCGGCAUCUUUGACGAGAACGAACUGGAGUUAUUGAUGUGCGGCAGCAGCGAGUUUAGCGUGGCCGAGCUGCGCCGCCACCACACAGUCACUGACCACAACGCCGCCUUCGAGAAGGUGCUCGGCUGGUUCUGGACGGCGCUGGAAAACUUCUCCGCGGAGGAGGGCUCCCGGCUGCUGCAGUUCACCACCGGCUGCGCGCGACUGCCGGCCGGCGGUUUCGCUGAGCUGAUGCCCAAGUUCCAGAUCUCCAGCUACCCAGAGUUCGGCGCGCUGCCCGUGGCGCAUACCUGUUUCAACCAGCUGUGUCUGCCGGACCACGUGAGCUACCAGGAGUUCGAGCGGGCCCUGCUGCUGGCCAUCCGAGAGGGUAACGUCGGCUUCGGACUGUUGUGAGUCGCCUCCGCCGGACGGGGUUGCUACCGGAGAGCGACCGAUGGGGACGCUCAUUGUGUCUGUAGUCGCUGGGUCUCUAUCGUGGCUGCGGCCGGAAAACUCUGGAGAAAAUAGAACACAGAGGGAUGACUCACGAAGGGAAAUACUGCUGGCAAGGACACACGAUGAACUGAGACUGCUACGCUAUAUCACAGUCUUCUCGGAGAAGCCGACCGUGGCUGAAUCUUCAUCAGAGGUGAAUGAUAUUGGCGGAUCGGGUGCGAAUCACGUUUGGUACUGGGUGGUGGCAAUUUCUGCUCAGGAUGAUGUGAUCUGAUUGUUGUAUGGCACGCCAUUCAGCAUAAAGCUGAGACUGAACGGUUCCAGGCUGAACCCGAACUGAACUGCUACUAUUUAUGAUUUAUUAGCGUCGAACUAAGUUUAUUACUGGUGUGUGGGAACUGGCAGCUGAUAUGAUUGCGUGGGUGCUCAAACACGGACGAGAAUAUAGACAGGACAUUAUUUAUGCGAUGUGAUAGUCACCGGACAUGUAGUCACCGGCGAUUGUUGUGAAUGAGGUACUUAACCUAACUGUAGUCUUUUGCUCUGAGUUCUAGUCGCAGCUGCUUUACCUCCAUUCAAAACUGCCGGGACCAAGGCGUGAACCGGUUGUUUUUGUAUUUCGUGCUUUCGGGAGGGAUGCAAUGGAAGUGAUGGUAUGCAUAUCCUAGCAAUGCAGUGUCGUGGUUCCUUAUAUUACGGCGGUGGGGUCAAUGUGAUUCUUUCUUUGUUAGACAGCCGUCACGUGGACGCGUAAUAGCCGAAACUGAAGCUGAGAGGCUUGAGGCCCAGGCCGUGUAUUAGGAUAACAGAUACUAUAUCGAAGUAUGUAUUCGCUGUGAUCGGGAUUGCCCUGCCGUUUGUGCCGCUGUAUUGCCCACUGGUGUUACAGUGCUUCCAGGAUGUUAAGGAGGUCUGCCAUAAUCUGGAGGUCACAUAGAAUGCGCUGCUUGUAUGAAUAGAAAUGAAUUAAAUAGCAGCAUGUGGCGUGGCGUCACAUAGCCAGAGGACAGUAUCGUGUGUAUGGGAAGUGGAACUCUGCAGUAUAAAGGCCUCACGCUGCAAUUCGUCUGUGUUGAUAUGCUUUCUAUCGAGUCGCGGGGCUGCUGCUAUGUAGUAUGACCUUUAUAAGCAUAAACUAUGAACUCGACUUGUAUGUACCUUGUGCAAUAUAUCGAGAAACCAUAUCAUUCCGUUGACCCGGGCCUUUCGGUAUCGAAUAAGGGGGACAGGCCACACUUCAUUCUCAUGUAAAUUAUGUCGGAAAACUGUUCCCUGUUAGUACGAUUGUUCUGGUUUUAGUCAGCGCUGUCCUUUCUGUUCGCGCACGCAUGCCUCAGUGGCUGAUAAGUUGGUGAGAACGACGGUGGUGUGUGUGUGCUUGCGCCGCUCGUCUCUCUUCAGGGCUGCCCCCGCGGUGAUACUGUGAUAGACGCGCUGAACCGAGAUAGCCCCGGCUGGGGCGACGCAGCUCGCUCAGACAGGUAAAAUAUACAGCCAGUGAACAGCG